Molecule: messenger RNA, 300 nt
Organism: Symbiodinium sp. CCMP2592
Lineage: Eukaryota; Dinophyceae; Suessiales; Symbiodiniaceae
Source: the annotation of a GenBank genome assembly
AUGGCCGUGGCGAACGAGACGGAUUUGGAGGUUGCUCGCGAGGAGGUUGCAGCCAAUGCCGAAAACUGCGUCAAGUUCGAAGAGCUGAGGACUACCAGCAAGCCGUCCAAUGGCCAAUGCGUUGUCGUGGGCGGUGCUUGCGUGCCGGCACAGGCGCUUUGCAACUUCGCGGAGCAGCUGAACCAGGGCAAGGUCGUCACAGCGCCCAAGGAGACUCCGGAGGAUGACCGGGUGGUGCUGCUGCGAGCGCUGGCUGCAGAGGUUGGGACUGCUGGCUUUGCUGACAUUGCCGCUGCCUGA